AUGCGCGAUGGCACAACUCUCCGGGGUGACAUCUUCCGCCCUAUCACCAGCGAUGAGACUCCAGUCCCCGCUCUCCUAGUCUGGUCUCCCUGCGGCAUAUCCGGCGCCCGAGUCCUGAACCUCUCAUUCAUGCCCGACCGCGCUGAUAUCCCAGAAUCCGCAUUGUCCGGGUAUGAGAAAUUCGAAGGGCCUGAUCCGGCUGAGUGGGUUCCGCACGGGUAUGCUGUGGUAAACAUGGAUGCGCGUGGGGCGUUUGAUUCUGAGGGUGAUAUUCGGGCUCUUGGUUCCGGUGAGGGGGAGGAUGGGUUUGAUGUGGUUGAGGAUGUUGCGAAAAUGCAUUGGUGUACGGGGCAUGUGGCGCUUGUGGGAAAUUCUUGGCUCGCAAUGGCAGCGUAUCAUAUUGCAGUUCAACAACCUACGUCCUUGAAGUGCUUCGCACCGCUGGAGGGCGCGAGCGAUUUCUAUAGGGAAGACGUCGUGUCGUGGGGCAGUUCCGCGGCCUGGUUCUGGUAUGCUGUCAUGGCCGGCUUUUCAGGUCGAGGCCAAACAGAGAACCCUGCUGCGGUAGCAGAGCAGCACCCAGACUGGUGUGCGUACUGGGAAGACAAGAGAGUAGAUUUUCGUAAGAUCCCAAUCCCGGCGUACGUACUUGCAAACUUCUCGACCGGCUUGCAUACCGAGGGGAACGUACGGCGUUUUGAGGAAUCGAAGACUAUGCAGAAGUGGCUUACAUGUCAUGACACGCAAGAGUGGUACGACUUGUACUCUUCCAAGCGAAUCGAAGAACUCGCCUCUUUCUUCGACCGCUUUCUCAAAGGCAUCUACAAUGACUUCGAAAAGACACCAAAAGUGCGAGCUGCACUUCUCGGCUUCAAUCAGCCAAACAUGACCGAUGUCGUCCUCGAAGGCUGGCCAGCACCACAGACUCAGUACACUAAGCUCUUCCUGUCCCAAGGCGGAUGCCUGGCAGACUCCGCACCGCAAGAGGCCGGCACAGCCUCCUACCGAUCCGACAUCCAAGCCGAGCAGAAAGACGCCGAUUCCGAAGAAGUCACGUUCUCACACACCUUCACCGAAAGAAACCAUCUCCCCGGCUACUCCAAGGCCGAACUUCACGUCUCCUGCCCAGACCACGACGACCUCGACAUCUUCCUCCAGAUCCGCAAAGCAGACAAGGAAGGGAACAUCCUCCGUUCCCAGAACAUUCCACUCUCCGCGCUCAACAUGUCGCAGGAAGACGUCCCACCAGUCAACCCACUCCAGUGUCUCGGACCAACCGGGAUCUGUCGCGCGAGUCGUCGGGUUUUGGAUGAGAAGUUGAAUAAGCCGUGCUAUCCGGUGCCAUCGUUGAGGAAGAAUGAGAAGGUCUAG
Molecule: messenger RNA, 1371 nt
Organism: Fulvia fulva
Lineage: Eukaryota; Fungi; Ascomycota; Dothideomycetes; Mycosphaerellales; Mycosphaerellaceae
Product: Cocaine esterase
Exons: 3
Coding region: 1-1371 (456 amino acids)
Molecular function (GO): dipeptidyl-peptidase activity
Source: RefSeq, a predicted model, not a curated record